UUCGUAUUUCAUGCAGAAGUGUGCACUAUAGCCUCUUACUCACACAUUUUAUAAGUAUCAGCGUUCCAUUCCAACUCUACUUCACCGCGCUCGCAUCUCCAGCUCAACGAUUCCCCACAGAAGCUUCUUCCAGACAUUUUUUUGACCGUUUAUCCUAUAUUUGAUCCUAAAUCUCAUUUUCCAUCCCAUGCGACCUAGGCAAAAUCGAUGCAUUGGUGGACUCGCUGAGGGUCCAUCACAUAGAGCAGGUGCUUCACAGUCUAAAGUUGAACAAGUGUUCAAACUCAUUAGUGCUCGAUAUUUGAACACUGAAUUUUUUACCACAUUUUGUAAAAAUGUGACUGACAUCAUAGAUUUUUAUGGAUUGCAUAAAUUAGUCUAUUGCAGUCAGUCCAUCAAUGUCGAUCUUUGCAAAGAAUUCUACAGUAAUUUACGAUCGACUAAUGUUGAAGAUGCAUAUACAACUAGGGUAGGAUCUAAAGAUUUUGAGUUUACUCAUGCUAUGCUUAGAGAGUAUCUUGGAUGUAAGAAGUCAAAGAACACUUUUGUGUGUUUUCCUACUUUUAGUGAACCCUUACCAAAGCCGUUUGAUAGAGUCACGGUUGACUCCAUGUAUAACUACUACUACCAUGGACAUGAACCUUCUUCCCAUACUAAUUUUUCUGUCUUGGAUCUGUCUGCCCCGGACAAUGUACUUUAUAAGGUUGUCGUUGCAUGCCUCCUCCCUAUUGUUACAAAAGGUCAAGCAAAGAUUAGGCUUCCUCAUCUUUUUAUGAUGUAUGCACUAGAUCAUAAGAUGGACAUCGACAUUUCAUUACAUAUAUUUAAGUCCAUUGUACACUACUCCGUUCCCAUGCAUGGAAAAAUAUAUAUCCCCUUUGGCAAUGCCAUCACUGCAUUUCUUGCAUACAUGAGUAUAGACAUUUCACAAGGGACCCUUCAGCCACUGUCUAAAGACUACGAUCAGAUUGGAGCCAGACAACUUGCCCUCGCAGGCAUCAUCGUCAAGAAUCAAGUCAUUGUGUGGAAGCAAGGGAGGCAGCGAGCCAAAGAACAUGAAGAGGAGGAUCAGUCAGCCAACGAACACAAGGAGGAGGAUGAAGGUGAAAAAGCAUCCCCGGUGCCACCAUCAUCAUGUUUACCAUUCAAUGUUUCAGAUAGACUGGCAUUUAUAGAGGAGAGGAUGAAUUUGCUGAUUACCAGAUUUGACAAGUUCCUCCAUGAUUUUGAUGAUUUUCGACAGCAAUUUGGACAUUAUAGUCAGAGGCAGGAUCAAAUUUAUGAUAUGCUCUAGGAGUUGGAUUCCGACUGUCUUUGGCACACGCUGUAAGUUGAACUUAUGUUUUGGCUAUUAAUAUACUUAAUACCUUCUGUAGAUUGAUACA
Molecule: messenger RNA, 1385 nt
Organism: Zingiber officinale
Lineage: Eukaryota; Viridiplantae; Streptophyta; Magnoliopsida; Zingiberales; Zingiberaceae
Exons: 3
Coding region: 188-1294 (368 amino acids)
Source: RefSeq, a predicted model, not a curated record